Messenger RNA from Stegodyphus dumicola, 708 nucleotides. RefSeq lists its product as uncharacterized. The record is from RefSeq and is a predicted model, not a curated record. NCBI's taxonomy places the organism in Eukaryota, Metazoa, Arthropoda, Arachnida, Araneae, Eresidae.
AUGGAAGAGAAAUAUUUCCAGCCAGAACUUUUGCUUGACAGUGGAAGUAUGAUUCAUCUUUGUUCAUCGGAAUUAGCUGAGAAGCUUCAUUUGCAAAGAGAAAAUGUAAACCUAUCAGUAGGAUGUUUAUCUGGGAUUUCAACAACGGUGAAAUCAAAAAUAAGUGCGGUUAUUUUAAAUAGAGGAAACACAUACAGUCGUAAACUAGAUUUUUUCGUAAUUCCGAAAAUUACUCAUUUGAUGCCUUCUAGACAAAUUGAUGUCUGUAAUAUUGAGAUUCCACAAGGAGUUACGUUAGCUGAUCCAGACUUUCACAAACCGGGUAAAAUUCAGUUACUUUUAGGAUCUGAAAUAUUUUUCGAUUUGAUAAGAUCCGGGCAAAUUUAUGUACCAAAUACAAAUUUAGUGUUACAAAACUCAGCAUUUGGGUAUUUGGUAAGCGGUAGCAUUGAAGAUUUACCACAUGAGAAACAAUUAAUGCAUUGUGGGUUAAUUUAUGACAAUGUCGAAGCACAGUUGAAAAAAGUUUUUGAUUUGGAAUCAAUUGGUAUCAGAGAUGAUCCCAAUUCUUACGAUGAAGAUAAAGCAUUAGAGAUAUUCAACAAAACUGUUAGUUUCAAAGAUGGUCGUUAUAUUGUUAGUCUGCCUUGGAAGAAACGUUGGGAACAUUUAGGCGACAAUUUUGGUGUGUCGCAGAAAAAAGAAUAA